Molecule: messenger RNA, 1793 nt
Organism: Ambispora leptoticha
Lineage: Eukaryota; Fungi; Glomeromycota; Glomeromycetes; Archaeosporales; Ambisporaceae
Source: the annotation of a GenBank genome assembly
UUGUGGUGAGAAGUGUUCAUGUUGUUGAUUUUGUCGCCAUGGAAAAAGGGUUGCAAGAAGGCGCAUUAGACACUACUAAUCAAGAAGGACAGGCAGUAGCAAGCAGAGGUAUUUUAAUGCAACAAUCCACUAUUCAUUGGUUGAAGGCGCCGGAUUCAUCAAUCCGUUUAAAGGGAUCUUCACACCGCAGCGCACCGAAUGCCAUAAUUCAACCGGACUUUAAGUUUGAGGAUAUGGGCAUUGGUGGCUUAGAUACUGAAUUUAGUAAUAUUUUUCGACGUGCAUUUGCUUCUCGAAUUUUUCCACCGAGUUUGGUUGAGAAACUUGGAAUUCAGCAUGUCAAAGGUAUUCUUCUAUUUGGGCCACCGGGAACAGGUAAAACUUUGAUGGCAAGACAAAUUGGAAAAAUGCUUAAUGCCAGAGAACCUCAAAUUGUAAAUGGGCCCGAAAUUUUGGAUAAAUAUGUUGGUCAAUCGGAAGCAAAUAUUCGUAAACUUUUUGCAGAAGCAGAAAAAGAAUAUAAAGCUAAAGGAGAAGAUUCUGGCUUGCAUAUCAUUAUUUUCGAUGAAUUAGAUGCUAUUUGUAAACAACGUGGUGGCAAAAGUGACGGAACCGGAGUUGGUGAUACUGUAGUGAAUCAAUUGUUGGCAAAGAUGGAUGGUGUGGAACAACUAAAUAAUAUUCUUAUAAUUGGAAUGACAAAUCGAAUUGACAUGAUUGAUGAAGCGUUGACGCGUCCAGGUCGAUUGGAGGUUCAUAUGGAAAUUGGAUUACCGGACGAAAAAGGAAGAUUACAAAUCUUGAAAAUUCAUACUUCCAAAAUGAGACAAAAUGGUAUAAUGGAUUCUGAUGUUGAUUUGGCAGAACUCGCAAGCCUAACAAAAAAUUUUAGUGGUGCAGAAAUAAAUGGUCUUGUAAAGAGUGCAAGCUCAUUUGCAUUUAAUCGACACGUAAAAGUGGGUACGCUUGCCGGGGUCACGCCAGAUGUUGAAAAUAUGAAGAUCAAUCGAAAUGAUUUUUUGGCUGCACUGGACGAAGUCCAACCGGCAUUUGGUGUUAGUGAUGAAGAAUUGCAGCAAUGUGUACAAAAUAAGAUAAUUCAUUACGCACCUAUUGUUGAAAGAAUAUUAUCUGAUGGUCAAUUGUUCAUAGAACAAGUGAGAAAGAGUGAUAGAACUCCGGUUGUUAGUGUUUUAUUGCACGGACUUGCUGGUAGUGGUAAAACAGCUUUAGCUGCCACAUUGGCAAGAUCUUCAGAGUUUCAUUUUAUAAAGCUAAUUUCGCCCGAAAACAUGGUUGGAUUUUCAGAGUCAGCAAAAAUGAGUGCUAUUACUAAGGUUUUCAAUGAUUCAUAUAAAUCACCAUUAAGCGUAAUAGUAAUCGAUAAUAUUGAACGUCUCCUUGAAUGGGUUCCGAUUGGUCCCCGAUUUUCAAACUCUGUACUACAGACUUUAUUGGUUUUAUUGAAGAAACGUCCACCAAAAGAUCGACGUCUCUUGAUUCUGGCUACUACGACAGAAAGGUCUGUAUUAGAGCAAAUGGAUAUGAUAGAUUGCUUCAAUUCAGAAAUCUACGUACCCAACGUCACUGAUUUAACUUCGGUGGAUGCUGUACUACGAGAACUUGAUUUGUUCAACGAUCAAGAUCGACAGAGAGCAUUACAAACUUUAGCGGAAAAUGGAUUCGAUAAGAAAUUGUCAAUUGGAAUUAAAAAAUUAUUAAUGAUAAUAGAAAUGAGUAAACAAGAUGUGGAUAGAGUGGAUAAAUUUGUUACGACUUUAUUGGGAUUAUAA